CCCUUCCUCCCUCAUACCUCCCUCCCUGACUGUCACAGUCUCAAGCCAGACCAGACAACUAACUCCUCAAAGGAUAUAGGAUGCAGUAAUGGAGGCCCCUGGAAGAAGGACCUUUAUCACUCUGUGCCUCUACACUGCACUACUUACUCUCUCAGAAGUAAACUCAGAGAUCGUCCAUGUUCCGUCCGUGCUCCAUGGUGUCAAAGGGAAGUCCCUCCUCCUCUCAGUUGAGACUUACUUCCGAUUGGAGGACGUUGAGAUCCAGGGCAGCUGGUACCAGACCCGGCCGGGGGGCCCCAAAACCCUCCUGGUGACAUUCCACAACCACACAGCCAUCAUGGUGGCCUCGAUGAGACACAGGAACCGCUACGGCUUCCAGCCCCCCAACGCCUCUCUCCUGAUCCCCAGGCUGGACGAGGCGGCGGAGGGGGACUAUCACCUGGACCUGGACAUUCAGCUCCCCCAGAGACAGGAGCUCGUCAGGGCCGAGAGGACUGUCCACGUCACCGUAGAUGUACCUGUGUCCACCCCAGUUAUCCAGAAGGCACCAUCUUCUACAGUUGUUGAGGACAAGGAGAACGUGACGUGGACCUGUAGGGUGGAGAACGGAACCAGGGUCCAGUACCAGUGGCUGAGGAACAACAUGCCCCUAGAUGUUAGUGAUCGCCAUCAGUUCUCCCAGGACAACUCUACUCUGGUGAUAAGCCCUGUGAAGAAGAAGGACAUUGGACAGUAUCGCUGCCUGGCCAGGAACCACAUCAGCCAGAGACAGAGCCACACCCUGGACCUCAGUGUCUUCUAUGGCCCCUACAACCUGGCUGUGAAGUCUGACCAUGGUCUGCGGACUGGGGAGGUCUUCACAGUGAACCCUGGUGAGCUGGUGUUCUUCGACUGUCAGGCCGACUCCAACCCUCCCAACAGCUGUAUGUGGAUCUCCAAGACCAACAACGCCACUGAGGUCAUCACUGUGGGACUGCGCCUGGAGGUCACCUCCUACAAGCUAGCCCAGGCUGAGGAGUUCCUGUGUAGGGCCUUUAACAACGUGACCCAGAAGCAGGACGAGACCCAGUUCACCCUGGUGGUGGCCAGCCUGGUGACAGGAAAGGAGAGAUAUGUCCAGGAGAGCAGAUCAUUCUCUCCUCUGGCUGGCAUCACUCUGUCCUGUCUGUUCAUCAUUAGCUGUAUGUUACUGAUCUACUUCAGAAGGAGCUGUCAUCAUCCCAGGAGAGUUCUCAUGAACAUCUAUAACAGACCUUUGACAGAACAGAAGCGCCCACACCGUUCAGGUCAUGAGGAUGCAACGGAAGACUUUGGCAUCUAUGAGUUUGUCUCUAUACCUGGGAAAAUUGAAUCUACACAGGCAUCUAGCAGAUCUCUGGCACACCUAGAGUCUGUCCAGGAUUUACAUACCACCAUCUAUGAUGUAAUCAGGCACAUCCCUGAAACUCCCACGCUGGCUACCCGGAGUCUGCUGGGAAAGCAGUGUGAAGGUUAACCAGAGACCAGAGUAUUAAAGACCCUCUCAUUCAUAUUUUUUCUCUCUUCAAAUUGUAUAUAUAUUCAAUGUGCUAUUUCAAGCUGCUUCUGGAAGUGGGCAAGAUUAUUUGGAUGAAUGAAUUAUCACAUUGCAUGUCUGAUGGAGGUGUUGUCUAACAUAGUUUUUCAACAUGUAAAUACAAUAUCUACUCUACACUGCACUUGCUUUAUUGUUUUGUUUUGAAAUAAAUUAAAUUUUAUUUUACUGAAUAUGUUAUAAGUCCUAUCCUCCUGUCCUUUUCUGAAUGUAGCAAUUUUGUUGACCUUGACAUUGUCAAGUACACUCCACCGGAGUGUUAAAUGGCAGAUGUGUUGUUGCCUGUCUGCAGAGUAUUGUACAGUUUCCAUGUACAGAUAUGCACUUUUUGUAUUUGAAUAAAGAUUUAUAACAAUUUGA
Molecule: messenger RNA, 1933 nt
Organism: Coregonus clupeaformis (lake whitefish)
Lineage: Eukaryota; Metazoa; Chordata; Actinopteri; Salmoniformes; Salmonidae
Gene: hepacam2
Product: HEPACAM family member 2
Exons: 9
Coding region: 89-1495 (468 amino acids)
Source: RefSeq, a predicted model, not a curated record